AUGAAAGUACUUUAUUUCUUAGUAGUUUUAUAUUUGACAUGCAUUAGUUCAGUAUCUUUUGCUGCUGAUAAUUAUUGCGAGGCAUUAAAAUACUCUUUGUUAUUUUACAAAGCACAAAGAGCAGGUAGAUUGCCUGAUGCAGAUAUACCGUGGAGAGGUAAUAGUGUGUUGGGUGAUACCUAUAACAAUAAAGUCGAUAGUAAUGGUGAUGGUAUAUUAUCAAAAGGUUAUUUCGACGCUGGUGAUGGUGUAAAAUUUGGUUUCCCAAUGGCUUAUACAAUGACAAUGUUAAGUUGGAUUUAUAAUCAAUACGAAUCUAAUAUUGUUGGUUGUGGUUUAGACUCUCUCUAUAAAGAUGUUAUAAAGUGGGGUUCAGAUUAUACAAUUGCCUCCCAUGUAGAGGAUAAUGUUUUUGUAGGUCAAAUUGCCGAUGCUAAUGUAGACCACUCUUAUUGGAUUCCACCAGAAGACAUUUCAUAUACUCGUACAGUCUAUACAAUUGAUUCCAAUAACCCAGGUACCGAUCUCGCUAUGGAGGCAUCUGCUUCUCUUGCAGCAACUUAUCUCGUUUUUAAAUCAAGUGAUAGCUCCUAUGCUAAUGAAUGUCUAAGCCAUGCUAAAACUCUUUAUAGUUUUGCAAUAAAUAGUGAUAAGAAGCUAUAUUCUGAUUCAAUAAAAGUUGCCUCUGGUUUCUAUACCUCUGGUGGCUAUAACGACGAAAUAGCAUGGGCUUCUGCUUGGUUAUACAAAGCUACUGGUGAAAGUAGUUAUCUUUCAAAUGCUGCCACUUAUUAUGCAAAUAACGAAGUUCAAUAUGCAAAUCAAUUAAGCUGGGAUCAAAAAGGUGUUGCCGUUGGUAUGUUGCUAUAUCAAAUUAAUAAUGGUGCCACUUAUAAAUCAAAUGUAGAGACUGCACUAAAAUACUGGCAAAAAAAUGGUGGUGUAAACUAUACUCCAAAUGGUUUAGCUUAUUUAAAUGAAUGGGGUCCAUGUAGAUAUUCAAUGAACAUGGCUUUAAUUGCUUCCAUGUAUGGCGGUGACUAUGCUAGCUUUGCAGAGUCACAAUUAAACUAUGUCUUGGGUAAUAAUGCAAAAUCCUAUUCAUUUAUUGCAGGUUGGGGUUCAAACUAUCCAAAGAACCCACAUCAUAGAGCCUCACAUCAUUCAACUACCCAAGAUAUCAAUAAUCCAACCACAAAUACCUAUGUAUUGUAUGGUGCUUUAGUUGGUGGUCCAGCUUCCGACGAUAGCUAUAAAGAUGAUAGAACAGAUUACACCCAAAGUGAAGUUGCUUUAGAUUAUAACGUUGGUCUUGUUGGUACAUUAGCUGCUUUCUCCUCAAAUAGUGCUGCAGCCUCAACUACUAAUCCAUAUACUGGUAAUGAUAUUACAUCCAAUUCAGAUUCUUCCACUACCCAACCAAAUACCAAUUCCGACGAUUCAACCACCACACCAGGUGAAAAUGGAAACACCCUAAAUAGUAAUUCUGAAUCACCCAAUGCCGAUCAUUCUGAAUCUGAAUCAAGUGGCGCUACAACCAUCCAAAAACUUUCUUUAAUAUCUUUAUUAUUAUGUUUAAUUGUUUCUCUAUUUUAA
Messenger RNA from Dictyostelium purpureum, 1596 nucleotides. RefSeq lists its product as uncharacterized. The record is from RefSeq and is a predicted model, not a curated record. Lineage: Eukaryota; Evosea; Eumycetozoa; Dictyosteliales; Dictyosteliaceae. The transcript has 2 exons. Gene Ontology annotation, biological process: carbohydrate metabolic process. Gene Ontology annotation, molecular function: hydrolase activity, hydrolyzing O-glycosyl compounds. The coding region runs from base 1 to 1596 and encodes 531 amino acids.